This is a messenger RNA of Verticillium alfalfae VaMs.102, 1047 nucleotides long. RefSeq lists its product as hypothetical. The coding region runs from base 1 to 1047 and encodes 348 amino acids. The transcript has 2 exons. The record is from RefSeq and is a predicted model, not a curated record. Lineage: Eukaryota; Fungi; Ascomycota; Sordariomycetes; Glomerellales; Plectosphaerellaceae.
AUGAGCCACCGACAGUCCCCCAGCGCCUCCACCGACUAUGAGCCGACACUUUCGCCAUGGGAGGUCGAUGUGUUUGACGGGCAGCACGACGGCGACGGCGACAAGGACAACGGUAGCGGCGUCGUCAUGGCUACAUGGUCAGACCGGCAGCUGUCGAUGACACUCACACAAUCGCCCGGCCACUCACGAGACCUGUUCGACCGUGCUUCCGACACUGUCUUUGGCAGUGCUCUCGACAGUGCUCUCGAAGGUGGCAUCGUGGAGGGCAUUCUCAAGGACAGCCCAGCUCGCAGUGAUGACCGGGCUCUCGACGACAGUUUCGCUUACAGUGACGACAAGACCAUUGGCAAGACCAUCGACAAGACCAGCGACAGGACCAGCGACAGGACCAGCGACAGGACCAGCGACAAGACGGCCAAGGCCCUACCACCCGAGACGCACUCACUCUGCCGCCCUUGGGACCGCCACCUCAUCGCCCAGUUCGCCGUCGAGGCCCGCGACCACCACGCCCGCAACGCCCCGCUGCCCCUGCACCUCGUGCCCGUCAUCCGCUUCAACAUCUGGCACGCCCUCGCCUCCAACGCCGCCGUACUCGGAAUGGACAGCGACUGGCUCUACUACGACGCCAUCUCACCCUUCAACAAGGCCGGCCCGCGCCUCGGCCCCGCCGCCCUGCCCGCCGCCUGCCCCGCGAGCCUGUGCCUCGUGCCCCUGCAGCCGCGUGUCGAGCACCACCCCUGGAUCGACCUGCUGCCCUUCCCCGCGCUGCGCGCCAACUUUCUGCGUCACAUCAUGCUGUUUGGCGAGGACAGCAUCGACGAGGACGACUUGUGCCGCGACAUUGUGCAGGGGGCCGUCGGCGCCGACGUCGCCGUCACGGACGCUGCGACCCUCCUUGUCUGGGGCGAGUCGUGGGAUCCCAUGGGCUGGGAGGCGACGGUGCCCUUUCUACGCAAGUGGGCCUGGUUGUUUGCCGGCAGCACCGACAUUCUCGCGUCGACCAACUAUUGGCGCCGGCAGCGGGGGGAGACGCAGCUCAGGUUUUGA